Messenger RNA from Parus major (Great Tit), 1752 nucleotides. RefSeq names its product DTW domain containing 1 (gene DTWD1). The transcript has 7 exons. The record is from RefSeq and is a predicted model, not a curated record. Gene Ontology annotation, cellular component: nucleus. Gene Ontology annotation, biological process: tRNA modification. Gene Ontology annotation, molecular function: tRNA-uridine aminocarboxypropyltransferase activity. NCBI's taxonomy places the organism in Eukaryota, Metazoa, Chordata, Aves, Passeriformes, Paridae. Bases 408 to 1664 code for a protein of 418 amino acids.
GUUAUUUAGUCUUAAAGAUACGUGUCUGAAGUGAGAUUUGGGUCUUAGAACUGUAGUCUGUCAUUUUCUGCAGUAUACUCUUCUCUAUGGAUAGUGCUGCAGCCUGGGCACAGUUAUUAUUUUGAGGCCACAGCGUAUCCCUUGUCAGUAUCGAUAACAAAAGUGCUUCAGGGUGUCACCGUUGAGCGCCACAGAGUGCAAGGCAUUACACUGAAAAGAAUCAGUUUGCAGGCUGGGAAUGCAUGUCCAAUUCCAGGGCCUCUCGCCCUCUGCUUCCUGAGGAAACUUGAUAAUAGUACAGGUUACUCUGAGAUGUAAAGUAUACUUGCUUUAUUUCAGAGAAACUUGAAAGCGAACCGAAAACUAAUAGAAAAUUCGUAUGCGUAUUAUACUUUGCGUUUAUUUGCAUGGACAUCCUUGACCUUUCAAAACCUCAAAAGUUACACCUGGCAGAGGGAAAGCUAACCAUGUCCUUAAAUUCAUCUACCCUUUUAAAUGAAGAAAACACUCAAGGAGUAAAAAGAAAUAGUGAGUGUCUGGAAAGUGUACUGCAGACUCCAUCAUCGUUUCAAGAUAAUCCACUUCAACAAUUACAGUUAGCAUCACAGGAAGUACUGGAAAAGGCAAAAAAGAGUGGGAGAUCGAAAUGCCCCCGAUGCAAUAGUUCAAGGAUGUUUUAUUGUUACACAUGCUUUGUUCCUGUUGAAACUGUCCCUACCAAAGAAAUUCCAACUGUGAAGUUACCUUUGAAGAUUGACAUUAUUAAACACCCAAAUGAAACAGAUGGCAAAAGCACUGCUGUGCAUGCUAAGCUCCUGGCACCUGAUGAUGUUACAAUUUAUAAAUACCCUUGCAUUCCAGAAUAUGAAGAGAAGAGACAUGAAAUAGCACUUAUAUUUCCUGGCCCCAAUUCAGUUUCAGUAAAAGAUAUUGCUUUCCAUCUCCAAAAGUACACCAAGAAAGGUGUCUGUGCUAGUGACGAUGACUGUUCCAGAGAGCCACUUCUUAAACAAGCAAAAAUAGAACCUGAAGAAGAAAAGAAUCCAAAUGACUGCAUCUCAAGCAGCAGGAGUGAAGGCACUAGACUGAAGAAGAUAAUAUUUAUUGACAGUACCUGGAAUCAAACUAACAAGAUAAUAACUGAUGAACGACUUCAAGGGUUACUGCAAAUUGAGUUGAAGACAAGGAAAACUUGCUUUUGGCGUCAUCAGAAGGGAAAACCAGAUACAUACCUUUCCACAAUAGAAGCAAUUUAUUAUUUCCUUGUGGACUAUCAUCAGGAGAUUUUGAAAGAGAGCUACAAAGGACAAUAUGAUAAUCUGCUCUUUUUCUUUUCAUUUAUGUACACAUUGAUUAAAGAUGCCAAGUGUUGUGUGGGAAAAGAGUCUGAUGUGCUCACUGUGAUGAGCACAUUUCCUGAGAUGGGAGUGGAGGACUUGACCCCUCUUGCCAUAAGGAGUGAUCUCUUAACUAGUUCCAGUAUUGGCAUGCUACUGAUAACAGAACUGGGAUCUUCCUGUGCUGCUGAGUUUACUGUGUCAUUUGUACCAGUGACCAGAGCCAAGUCUGUAUCUCAGACAAAAAGGAAAUAUAUUACAAAAUGUGUUAUUAUGAAAGGAAAAGCCACUGCUUCAAGUUAUCAAGACAACACCAAAGCACAUUAAUCAAGCAUACAAUAAAUGAUGACAGUUUGUUGUUUCAUCUGAAUGAAAAAAUUAAAUCCAUCUGUUGGUGUUCAAACCUUGAAUCCAA